Messenger RNA from Knipowitschia caucasica, 6870 nucleotides. NCBI's taxonomy places the organism in Eukaryota, Metazoa, Chordata, Actinopteri, Gobiiformes, Gobiidae. The record is from the annotation of a GenBank genome assembly.
AUGGUGCUACAAAACAGCGGACGAUUCAAAGCUGAACGAGGAGGACAAAGUGGCGAUCAGGAGAACCAGGAUGAUGGAUCGUCUAUGUCAGCUCUUAAGAGGCUGGAGCACAGCCAGUUUACAGACGAAAUGGAUUCUCGUUUUGGAUUCGACAGAUUUCAAGAACCUGGAGAGAAGACUGGCUGGCUUAUUAACAUGCAUCCUACUGAGAUCCUCGAUGAAGAUAAACGGCUAGUUAGUGCAGUCGACUAUUAUUUCAUUCAAGAAGAUGGAAGCAGGUUUAAGGUUGCCCUUCCUUUCAAACCAUAUUUUUAUGUGGCAACAAAAAAGAAUUGCGAGAGAGAAGUUAUCUCUUACCUAUCAAAGAAGUUUCAAGGAAAAGUGACAAAGCUGGAAAUGGUCCUCAAAGAAGACCUAGACUUGCCAAAUCACUUGGUUGGUCUUAAAAGAAAUUACAUCAAACUUGCCUUCAACACGAUGGAUGACCUUAACAAAGUAAAACGGGAAAUUGCACCUGCAGUGCGAAAAAAUCGAGAGAAAGAGCAGUCCAAUGAUGCAUACACCUCAAUGUUAUCAAGUGCUUUAGCAGGUGGCAAUGUGAUGUCUGUGGAUGACGAAGCAACGGCCAAAAGUAUUUCAGAACAAUUGGACAACAUAAUAGAUAUGAGAGAGUAUGAUGUGCCCUUCCAUGUGCGUGUGUCAAUUGACCUAAAGAUCCAUGUGGCUCACUGGUACAACGUUCGAUACAGAGGUAGCUCCUACCCUCCCGAGAUCUUACGAAGAGAUGACCUUGUUGAGCGUCCAGACCCAGUAGUGUUGGCUUUUGACAUAGAGACCACAAAACUUCCACUUAAAUUUCCAGAUGCUGAGACUGAUCAAAUUAUGAUGAUUUCUUAUAUGAUUGAUGGUCAAGGUUUUUUAAUCACAAACCGAGAGAUUGUCUCUGAAAACAUAGAAGAUUUUGAAUUCACUCCUAAACCAGAAUAUGAAGGUCCCUUUACAAUAUUCAAUGAAGAUGAUGAGGUUGCCCUUCUUAAACGCUGGUUUGACCAUGUUCAAGAGACCAAACCAAAUAUUUUUGUAACCUACAAUGGAGACUAUUUUGAUUGGCCUUUUGUGGAAACACGAGCUUCCCUUCAUGGACUCAAUAUGCACAGAGAAAUUGGAUUUCAGAAGGAUAGCCAAGGGGAAUACAAGUCUACCCAAGCCAUCCACAUGGACUGCUUAAAAUGGGUAAAAAGAGACAGUUACUUGCCUGUUGGAAGUCAUAAUUUAAAGGCAGCUGCCAAGGCAAAACUGAGCUAUGACCCUGUUGAGUUGGACCCAGAGGAAAUGUGUCGAAUGGCAACUGAGGAACCUCAAACUUUAGCCACUUACUCAGUUUCUGAUGCUGUUGCUACUUACUACCUCUACAUGAAAUAUGUUCACCCUUUUAUUUUUGCACUGUGCACAAUCAUUCCAAUGGAACCAGAUGAGGUUCUGCGAAAGGGUUCUGGGACACUAUGUGAAGCCCUAUUAAUGGUCCAAGCCUUCCAUGCCAAUAUCAUUUUCCCAAACAAGCAAGAGCAAGUGUUUAACAAACUGACUGAUGACGGUCAUGUUUUGGACUCCGAGACAUAUGUAGGCGGUCAUGUGGAGGCGCUUGAGUCCGGGGUAUUCCGCAGUGACAUUCCCUGUCGCUUUAAAAUGAACCCAGCAGCCUUUGACUUCUUGUGUCAGAGAGUUGAGCUCACAAUGCGUCAUGCCAUUGAAGAAGAAGAGAAUAUCCCUUUGGAACAAGUUACUAACUUUAAUGAGGUGUGCGAUGACAUAAAAACAAAGUUAACGUCCCUUAAAGAAGUUCCAAAUAGGAUCGAGUGCCCACUUAUUUACCAUCUGGACGUUGGUGCCAUGUAUCCAAAUAUUAUUUUGACCAACCGUCUCCAGCCAUCUGCAAUGGUUGAUGAAGCCACUUGUGCUGCUUGUGACUUUAAUAAACCUGGAGCUACUUGUCAGAGGAGGAUGACUUGGAAAUGGAGAGGAGAAAUCAUGCCCGCCAGUCGCAGUGAAUUCCACCGUAUUCAGCAGCAGCUGGAGUCUGAGAAAUUUCCUCCUUUUUUCCCCAAUGGUCCUCCUCGAGCAUUUCACUCAUUGAAUCGCGAGGAUCAAGCUAAGCAUGAGAAGAAACGAUUGGCAGAUUAUUGUAAAAGGGCCUAUAAGAAAGUCCAUGUCACCAGACUUGAGGAGAGAGUCACAACUAUUUGUCAAAGGGAGAACUCCUUCUACGUUGAUACAGUGAGAGCUUUCAGAGAUCGACGUUAUGACUUCAAAGGACUUCACAAGGUCUGGAAGAAAAAACUGUCGGCAGCCCAGGACAGUGGUGACGCUGCUGAAGUAAAGCGUUGUAAGAACAUGGAGAUUCUUUAUGAGUCUUUGCAGUUGGCCCACAAGUGUAUUCUCAACUCUUUCUAUGGAUAUGUAAUGAGGAAAGGGGCACGCUGGUACUCCAUGGAGAUGGCCGGCAUUGUUUGUCAUACUGGAGCGAACAUAAUCACACAGGCCCGAGAACUCAUCGAACAAAUCGGAAGACCACUUGAGUUGGACACAGAUGGUAUCUGGUGUGUUCUUCCAAACACUUUUCCAGAGAACUUUGUAGUGAGGACGAGCAAUGAGAAGAGGCCAAAGGUGACGAUCUCAUACCCUGGGGCCAUGCUGAAUAUUCUUGUAAAGGAAGGAUUCACAAAUAACCAAUACCAUGAACUGGUUGAGCCCUUGUCUCUCACGUACAACAUUAAAUCCGAGAACAGCAUCUUCUUUGAGGUGGAUGGACCGUAUCUGGCCAUGAUCUUGCCUGCCUCUAAAGAGGAGGGUAAAAAACUAAAGAAAAGGUAUGCUGUGUUUAAUGAAGAUGGUUCCCUGGCUGAGCUCAAAGGCUUUGAAGUAAAGAGAAGAGGAGAACUGCAGCUCAUUAAGAUUUUUCAGUCAUCAGUUUUUGAGGCUUUUCUGAAAGGUACCAAUCUGGAUGAGGUUUAUGCAUCUGUGGCUAAAGUGGCAGAUUACUGGCUGGAUGUACUCUACAGCAAGGCUGCUAAUAUGCCAGACGCAGAGUUAUUUGAUCUGAUUUCUGAGAAUCGAUCAAUGUCAAAAAAGCUGGAGGACUAUGGGGAACAGAAGUCAACCUCAAUCAGCACAGCAAAACGUCUAGCUGAGUUUCUGGGAGAUCAAAUGGUGAAGGAUGCUGGCUUGAGCUGCAGAUUUGUAAUUUCUCGAAAACCAGAAGGAUCACCAGUUACGGAGAGAGCAAUCCCUCUAGCUAUUUUUCAAGCUGAACCCAGUGUGAAAAAACAUUUCCUUCGAAAAUGGUUAAAAAUGCCCAGUUUGCAUGACCUGGACAUUCGAUCGAUUGUUGACUGGAGCUACUACAUAGAAAGAUUGGGCAGUGCUAUCCAGAAAAUCAUCACAAUCCCAGCAGCUCUCCAACAGGUAAAGAAUCCUGUACCAAGAGUCAGGCAUCCUGACUGGCUCCAUAAAAAGCUUCUAGAAAAAAAUGACAUCUACAAACAAAAGAAAAUCAGUGAGCUAUUUACAAGUGAAGGAAAGCGGCAGGUGGCUCAUCAGGCCCUUGACAAAGGAUCCACUGCUGACAUUGAGGAUUUUGGAAUUCCAAAACCCAUACAACCAGCCAUUCUAAUCAGCACAAAGAGGAAACGGCCUUCUCAGGGAGAGGACAGCCAGAUGACGUCUCAGGACCUGGAGCUCACACAGUCCUGGAGAGAGAUACUGGGUCCUCCUCCAUCCAUGGGAUCCACAAAAGAACAGCAUCUAGUUUGGCUGCGAUACCAUAAGAAGAAGUGGGAGCUGCAGCUGAGACAGAGGAAGGAGAGGAAGAAGAAAAGGAGACUGUUGGAUGGUGAAGUUCAGAUGACAGGUGCAGGUGUGAUCAGAGAUGGACCCGCCACUGGACUCGGAAGUUUUCUGAGAAGAACAGCUCGAAGCAUCUUAGACAUGCCUUGGCAGAUUGUGCAGAUUGCAGAAACUAGUCACCCUGGCCUGUAUAAGCUCUGGGCAGUGAUAGGGAAUGACCUUCACUGCAUGAAGCUUAACAUCCCCCGGGUUUUUUAUGUUAACCAGAAAGUUCCAAAACAGGAAGAGGGUACCACCUAUAAAAAGGUGAACCGCAUGCUUCCACGCUCCAACAUGGUGUACUACCUUUAUGAGUACACUGUACCAGAAGAUAUGUACCAGGAGCACAUCAAUGAAAUAAAUGCUGACCUGUCUGCACCAGAUAUUGAGGGAGUCUAUGAAACACAGGUCCCACUGUUGUUUCGAGCGUUGGUGCAGCUUGGUUGCGUUUCUAUGGUAAAUAAGCAUGUAGUGCGGGACUUGGCGGGCAGAGAGGCUGACACUUAUGACCUUGAUCAUCUGGAAAUGAGAUCUUUGGCACAGUUCAGCUACCUUGAACCAGGGAGCGUUCGUCACAUGUACCUGUAUCAUCACAGCCAGGGCCAAAAGGCUCUCUUUGGUCUUUUCAUCCCAUCUCAGCGCAAAGCUAGUAUUUUCAUCUUGGAUACUGUUCGAAGCAAUCAGAUGCCCAGCCUUAAUAACUUGUACAGUGCAGAGCGCACUGCACUCCUUGAGAAAACAACAGAGGAGCUCCUCCCUCCAGAGAAACAUAACUUUGAAGUGCGAGCUGAAAGUGAUGUCAAGUCCAUAUAUCGUGCUCUGCAGCGUAUAUUGUUAAACUACAAGGAUGAACGCCGCGGGCCUACACUCAUUGCAGUCCAGUCUAACUGGGAGGUGCGGCGGCUAGCUGCUGGGAUGUCUGUGCUGGAGGAGUUCCCUGUUGUUCCAGUCCAUGUCAUUGAUGAGAUCAACUACAACGUCCUGGACUGGCAGAGGCACGGAGCACGACGCAUGAUUCGCCAUUAUCUCAAUCUGGACAGCUGUCUGUCACAGGCCUUUGACAUGGCAAGGUAUUACCAUUUGCCAGUAGGAAACCUGCCUCAAGACAUCUCCAUUUUUGGAUCUGACUUGUUCUUGGCAAGACACCUUCGAAAGCACAACCACUUGUUGUGGCUUUCACCCACCUCCAGACCCGAUCUUGGAGGGAAAGAGGCUGACGACAGCCGCCUGGUCAUGGAAAGUGAUGACAGGAGUUCUAUUGAAAUAAAUGCUCAAGGGUGCUAUUCCACAGUUUGUGUGGAGCUUGAUCUGCAAAGCUUAGCAGUCAACACAAUCCUCCAAUCACAGCAUGUAAAUGAUAUGGAGGGUGGGGCCAGUCUUGGUGUAAGUUUUGAUGUGAUACAACAGGCAUCUUUGGAAGACAUGAUGUCUGGAAACCAAGGAACAAGUGCAUUGGCGAGCUACGACGAGACCGCUCUUUGCUCGAACACUUUCAGGAUCUUGAAGAGUAUGGUGGUGGGAUGGGUCAGAGAGAUCACACAGUACCAGAAUGUGUACGCAGACAACCAGGUGAUGCACUUCUAUCGUUGGCUGCGCUCUCCCAGCUCCCUGCUCUAUGAUCCUGCUCUGCACCGCACACUGAACAACAUGAUGAAGAAGGUUUUUCUCCAGUUGAUUGCUGAGUUCAAACGCCUUGGUUCUACUGUUGUGUAUGGAAAUUUCAACCGAAUUAUCUUGUGCACAAAAAAGCGGAGAAUUGAUGAUGCCAUUGGUUACAUCGAUUAUAUAACCAAAAGCAUUCACUCCAGAGAAAUCUUUCACUCAUUAUCAAUUUCAUUUGCUCGAUGUUGGGAAUUUUUGAUGUGGAUGGACCCAGCCAAUUAUGGGGGAAUAAAGGGCAAGUUGCCCUCAAACUUCUUGUUUGGCGAGGGGGGGACUAAGCAAACCAAAGCAGAAAAACAAGGAGAAGAUGACAGUGAUGUUGACGAGGAGGAAGUGGAGGAGGAGGAGGCGGAUGUAGAGGCGGAUGAGGUUGAAGAUCUGAUUGAGAGCAACUGGAACAUAAUGCAGUACUUGCCACAAACCGCCUCCUGUCAGAAAUAUUUUCUGAUGAUUGUCUCUGCCUACAUUGCGGCCGUUUAUCACAGCAUGAAAGAGGAGAUCCGGCGUAAUGCCCCUGGAGCCACACCAAUAAAGCGACGCGGUGGAAGUCAAGUUACACAACAAACAGUUGGGGAGUUGAGUGCUCUUCCUGGAACCAUUUCUUUCUCUCAAGAAUAUGUGUCUGGCGAGCUGACACAGAACAUUUUUACCAUCACUCAAAAAAUAAAAAAUAAAGUGACAGGAACCAGAAGUGUGACCCAGCCAUCAGAGAUGUUCCCAGUCCUACCUGGUUCUUACCUGCCACUUAAUAACCCAGCUCUUGAAUUUAUUAAAUACGUCUGCCAGGUGCUAUCAUUGGAUCCCAACAUCACCAACCAAAUGAACAAAUUAAAACGAGAUCUCCUCCGUCUUGUAGACGUGGGAGAAUUUUCUGAUGACGCCCAGUUUUGUGACCCAUGUCAGUCCUAUGUGCUUCCUGAAGUAAUUUGCCAUCACUGCAAUUUCUGUCGAGACCUUGACCUCUGCAAGGAUCCUUCAAUAGCACAAGAUGGGUCGGUUCUGCCACAGUGGUUUUGCUCGAACUGCCAGGCACAGUACGAGACAGAAUCCAUAGAGAUGGCACUGGUGGAAGCUCUGCAGAAAAAACUCAUGAGCUACACAUUGCAAGACCUGGUUUGCAGUAAAUGUAAAGGGGUGAAGGAAGCAAACAUGCCUCUAUAUUGUAGAUGUGCGGGUGAUUUUGAACUCACAUUCUCAACAAAGAGUUUCUCAGAGCAGAUCACAGUAUUUCAAAACAUUGCGUCCCACUACAAUAUGAGCUUCUUGGGUGAGACCAUCGAAUGGCUGCUUGCUAUGACUCCGCAUUUGAGUCAAAAGACUCGCUAA